Molecule: messenger RNA, 7674 nt
Organism: Haliotis rubra (blacklip abalone)
Lineage: Eukaryota; Metazoa; Mollusca; Gastropoda; Lepetellida; Haliotidae
Product: SUN domain-containing protein 1-like
Exons: 19
Coding region: 628-4008 (1126 amino acids)
Biological process (GO): nuclear envelope organization
Cellular component (GO): nuclear envelope; meiotic nuclear membrane microtubule tethering complex
Molecular function (GO): protein-membrane adaptor activity
Source: RefSeq, a predicted model, not a curated record
CAUGCAAUAUUUACAUGAAAAUAUAACCAAUAUUUUCAGCAAUAUUUUCAGUGGUACUUUUGGCAGUAAACAUUUUAAAUGAAUCUUCAGUUUUCUUUGAUAGGCAUUUUAGAAGUUGAGGUGAUGAAGAAUGAUGAUAAUUUUAUGGAUAUGCAACUUCUUUAUUCUGUGAAAAGCGACAUUUCGACUUAGAUUCUAAUGGCGUAGUCUGAUACAGUGAUACAGUGACAUGAUACAGUGAUACAGUGACAUGAUUCAUUUGUGAGAAGGUUUUCAGUUCUCCUACAAUAAAUAAGAAUGUAAUAUCAGCAUUGACACAGGAACAGAGCUGGAUGGAACAAUGGGAACAGCUGCUUCAGUUCACAGAGGAUCGUGAUUCUCCUUGCCUGACUCCAUGCUCAUGUUAUCACUGAUCGGCCAAAGAAACCCGAAGACUGACUACACAUAUGCUCACAGUGGAAGCCAUUAUCCGAAGUAUUUUAGUGAACCGGACAUAAUCCCCAACAUGUCCCGGCAGCGGAUCAGCAGCCAUGCCAGCGGCUAUGUGCUCUCCCAGAGCGGGAUGGAGACUCCGCCCCCCUACCAUCGACAGGAGAGGAGGGUCAGGAGAGAGAUCAUCAGGAGGAGAUGUCAGGAUACCGAGAAGAUGUCGCUUACAGUGAAGGAAGAAGUAGAUCAAGCUCCUAUUCAAGAGUGACCUACACAAGGGACGGAAUGGUGUUGAGAUCUGGAAGUCGGCUUUCGGGUGUGGAUUCCUAUCUGGAGCGCAACGACAACCACGCAAUAUCAUCAUCAACUUCACAAUCAUCAGCGCGGUCACUUGCUAGGUCUUUGAAUAGUGAUUUCAAAGUAACAGAGAGAUCAGAACAGCUGCAGCAGCAUUCCACACCUCUCAGUCACUUAUAUGAUAAAAACUCUAGAGAAUCAACAGAUGACACCUCCCUCAGCCUGUCUGGGAUAUACAGUCCCAGAUGGACAAAAACUGUUGUGACAACAGAGACAAUAGAAUACAUAGAUUCUGACGGGAGGAAAAGGGUGAGGCCAGCCAACUCAAGGCAAGAUGGGGGAGAGGAGGUGGACUCGGCCAACACUUCAGGGUGGUUUUCUGGAGUGAGGAACUUGAUUGGAGGAUCUCAAGCUGAGGAAACCAUUACAGAAAAGGAAAAGUUAAUUGAAUCUCAAAGAGAGGAACCAGAUGUGACUGACAAGGAUCUUGAUGAGCAGACAGGCAAAAGGGGUUGGUUUGGGAUGUUCCAGUCUAGGACAACAGAGACCACAACAGAGGAAGAAGAACUGAAGAGACAAGCUCUUGCUGAAUCUGAUUCUGAUCUUCAGGGAAACAAGGGCUGGUUUGGGAUGUUCCGGUCUUCAGAGACAGUUACAGAGGAAGAAGAAUCAAGGAAACAAGCUCCUGUGGAAUCUGAUUCUGAUCUUAAGGGACACAACAAGAAGGGGUGGUUUGGGAUGUUUCAGACGUCUGAGACAACAGAAGAUGAGGAGCUAAGGAAGCAAGCUCUUGCUGCUGAAUCAGAUGUUGAGGAAUCUGACUCUGAGGAACAUCCAAGUUUGAAGAACAGAUUCAGGAAUCUUCUAUCCAAGACCACUAAGGAAAAAUGGCAGACUGAAUCAGUGAAAGAGAGUGAUAUGGGUGAGGUAGGGGAUGAUGGAUCUAAGAGAGGGUGGUUUGGUUGGAGGAGAAGAACAGCCCUUUCUGAAAACACAGAAGUGGAAGAAUCAGAGCCACAUCAUCAGGGUUCAAACUCAGGCUGGUUUGGAUGGUUUGGGUCAAGGGUGGAAAAUACACAGGAUAAUCAAAAUGGAGAAGAUGGUGUUGGCCAGCACUCAGGAUGGUUUGGAUGGAAUAGGAUAUUAGAAUCGACCAGUACAACAGAAGUACAGGAUAAGACUGAGGACAACAGUGUUGCAGAUGAUGGCUCAGGAUCACGAUCAAGCUUGUUUGGUUGGAAAUCACAAUCAGCUACAACUGACCUUCAACAACCAGGAAAUGAUGAUGUUGACAGCAGUUCAAAAUCAAGACUCUUCUCAUGGCUGAGCAGAUCUGAUGAGGAAAAGCUAAAAGAAGACCAAACUGAGAAGGAAAGUGAUGAAAGUAAAAGGUCAGGCUGGUUUGGCUGGCUUCGUGGUUCAUCUGCAGAAGAGACAGACAUUCCUGAAGGCUCAAACAGAAAAGAUGGAUUGAGAAAAGCCAGGAGAAGAUCAAAGGGUCAAAGAGUUACAUUUAGUCUGGAUUCUGAAGAGGAUACCGAAGGUGAUGUUCCAGUCAAGCCCAAGAGGUCAUCCACCUCUACACUGACCAGUGGAAGCUGGUCAUCACGAAGCAGUGGAAGCGGUCGCUCCUCUCAACUGUCAGAUGGCAAAUCACGGACAUGGAUGCAGCUACUUUUAACAGCAAUAACCACAGUUUCAUCAUUUGUGUCAGGUUUGUUCAGUCCUGUCACAAACAGUUAUGCAUAUCGUCAAACAAAGAUCACAAUAUGGAGAUGGCUCCGGAUAGCAGACAUGUGGGUGGUAUCAAGGAGUAUUGGAGGUUGCUGCUGCCUCUGUCUACCUCUGUUGUUGUUACUGCCACUGCUAUUGGGAUAUAUGUACGGAGGGGAACUGCUUGAACAAGCCAAAUCAUCAAUCAAGUCUUUCAACCUGCUGCAAGUGAACAAUACGUAUACACGGCCGUUGCCUUAUGUGGAUCCGAGUACAAUUAACAUCAAAAUUCAGCAGUUUUUUGAGGAGCACAGACACAAAUAUGAGACGAACCAGCUGACGGCAGCUGAUGUGGAGAGGAUAGCACAGGGUCUGAUUGCUAAGGAACUGGAGGAGAUGAAGCUGGCUUUGCUGCAGAACAUCAACCAAGUAAAGGCUGACCAGGAGUCGUCACAAACUAACCAGCGAACAUCAUUUUCUGGUAUGGAUAAGAAACUUGGGGACUUCAUGAAGAAGUAUGAGUCUCUGGAGGCCGCCAUAGCUGCACUCCAGUCAUCAGGGAAUGUGAAGGUAGAUGGUCUGAAGCAGGACUAUGACGAGCAAAUUAGGCUCUUACAGCAGCAGAUCAAAGCUCUAGGGGAUGACUUCUCCAAACUCCACCUCUCACAUCUGGAACUCCUGGCCAGUGUACGCAACUGUUGUCGGAAUGACAGCUUUUAUGCUCUUGCUGUGAGGCAACAUGUGAAGGACAUCUUUGCACAGAUGAUGGCUGGAGGAGCAGGAGGGUCUGACAGUGAUGAUGGCUAUGGUGCGUUCCUUCAAUGGCUGCAGAGAAACUAUGCCAGGAAGGAAGAUAUGGAUAUGGAGCUGGCCAAAGUGUCAGAGGAUAUCACACAGAGGAUACUGGCCAUUACCAAGGAACAGGCCUCCAAUGUGUACAUCCAGUCUGGCACACAGCAAGGUCCUGCUGGUGCUAUCAGUGAAGAUUACAUUCGAUGGAUAGUUGAUGAUGCAUUGCUGAAGUUCAGUGCUGAUCAAGUUGGAAUGGCUGACUAUGCAUUGGAGUCAGCUGGUGGGAGUGUUGUCAGUGUCCGGUGCUCGGAGACCUACUACAGGAAGACUGCUCUUGUCAGUGUGUUUGGUAUCCCAUUGUGGUACACCACAAACUCUGCACGUACAGUUAUUCAGCCUGAUGUUCAUCCUGGUCAGUGUUGGGCGUUCAAGGGUGCAAGGGGCUUCUUGGUGAUACAGCUGGCAUUCCCCAUCAAACCUUCGGGUUUCACCCUGGAGCAUAUCCCCAAGGCUCUCUCUCCCACAGGCAACAUUGACAGUGCCCCAAGAGAUUUUGCUGUAUAUGGUUUGAGCAGUGAGACUGACAAAGUGGGUGUGUCCCUUGGAAACUACACCUACAGUGACAGUGGGAAGCCUAUUCAGUACUUUCCUCUUCAGGCUACCACAGGAGAGUUUUUCUCAUUUGUUGAACUGAAAAUACUUGGAAACCAUGGCAACCCAGAGUAUACAUGUUUAUACAGAUUUCGAGUCCAUGGAUUGCCAUACAAAGAAUCCUGAUUCACCAGGCAGUGUGUUCAAUGAUAUGCAAGUGCUAAGAGGGACAGAUCCACAUAUAAAUAGACACUGAAGUUUCCAUUAAAUAUACUGACCGAUGGAAGUGAGGCAAAAAAACACACCACAGAACAAGAUGGCUUCCUGUUUGUGAUGAACUAUUUUGACGUGCUAUAACAGUGUCAUGUAGUGAAAGAACAAUUCUGUCCAGUGAACUCAUUGACUCCGAGCCUAUAUUGAAAAAUGAUAUUUACCAACAGUGCAUUUAUUAUAUUGUCAAGGGUAACAAUUUUAGAACAUUUGUCCAUAUGUACAGUGUUUCUAUUUAAAUUAUAUGUUAUAAUGUAUUUUAGAAGGUGCUGGAUGUUGUGUAACAGCGUUUGUCAGCACUAACAUCAUCACAUAGUCAUCUGUAGUCACUAACUGCCUGGACCAACUUGUACAAAGCAAUUUUUGCACUACGACUAUUGAAAGCCUAUACUUAAGGAUUUGAGUUAUGAUCAUUGUAGCGCUAAGAUGGUUUUGUGUAAGUGGUCCCUGUAUUGUAUUGUAUUUGAUAUAUAUAUAAUAUUGAUGUGUACCAAGGCCUACAGUAGAAGCAAUACAUCAAAUCUUGUGCCAAUGCUGUGGUACAACACAGAUGCUUUACAUGCGUGAAAGGUUGUCUAGAGUUAUUUAUAAUAAGAAUGAAUACAGUUUUGAUUUUGUAGUGUACCUAUUGUCAAGCAUUACUUAACAUUUAUGUGCAAAAUAAGAAAGUUUAAUAAGAUUACUUCAGGACUAGUAUGAAAAAACAUUUCCCAAAAUUCUGUUUUUACAAAGAUUCUCUAAACUGUAGUGAGUAUGCCACCUUAAUAUAGCCUUCAGUGUAUUUUACAUUUAAGAUAUAUAUAACCCCAUAUAUCUUGACUAGAAUAAUUUCCCUACAGUGUCUUCAUUUUGAAAAACUUUCAAACCAUGUAGUCAGUACAGUGAGCUGAAAUUAAAUAAGUCACAUUCCUCACCAGUUGGGUAAGAGUAGAAACUUAUAUGGCAACACUUGAACAUGUUUCCAGUGUUUUCACUGAAGGUGAUCCAUGUUUCCACCUUUUAACAUUUAUCUUGUCCUUAAACAUAGCAAUGGCUAACUGUCAUAAUUAUAAUAAUUCAGUUUCAUCAUUUUCUUCUCAGAUGAGAAGACAUUUGAAUUUCCAAUGUACAUAAUUGUGCACUGUUAGGUUGUGUGGUAGAAUAUGUAAGAAUGUACUGCAAGAAUGAAAGUGUGUCAUUGUGAAAUGUGUUUCCAGUUUGAGUAAUAUUCUUACCAAUAUUUGAGGGUUAAAUCUCAUCAAACUGUAUUGGUGCUAUUGACUGGUUGUGAGGAAAAUGUAGUCAUGACAACAAAAUUGUAAUCACCUCAUUUUAUGUUACCAGUUAAAAGUAACAUAGGUGCCAUUAUUCUUCAAGAAUCUAUUCAGCGCCAAAGGUGCCCUAGGGCAAUGUUGCAUUAUAUACAAGACUGGGUACUUCCCUCUCAAUGGUAAUUUUUGUUUUUCAUAUUUAACUAGUCUAUAUAUGACAAACUGGAUCACAACCACCUCUCUGUAAUUGCCAUCUGAUCUGCCCGUGCCAUUUCAUGCAAAAAAUGAAACUUCAGAGUGGUAUCAGGGACACUGAUACCAGUAUUGUUCUUGCUUUUUUUAGAAAGAAUAUUCAAAACGUUAUAAUUUCAUCAUCAAUCAUGAAUUUGAUAAUCAUAACCUUGUAUGAAUGAGUUGAGUUUUGUGGAUAGAUAUUUGAUAUCUUCACCAUAUUGUAACAUCAAUAUUCAGAAAAGGCAGCAACCAGUGUGUAAAUACUUUUCCUGUAAAUACAUUAUAUUAGUUAGCUGUUCGCUGAUCGUUGUAUAUAUAUAAAUACGUCAGGUAGAUGCCAUUAGUUAUCUGCUUCAAACAGUAAAGUAGGCCUUUACUUUGUGAUCUCUUAACUUUAUUCAAUUAAUUUUAUAAAGUUUUAUUCAGAUUGUGAUUCAUUUAUGUGCUGUUUACUACUUCUUGUCUUUCUUUAUCACCUGAGUUGAGUCUUUAACUUUGAGUGGGCAUUAACUGAUGUAGCUAAUCUAUUUACAACUACCGGUACUUGGUAGGGAUACUGUCAGUAGUUCAAUGAUUUUCCAAGGGAAGAAAUAUCUUCUAAACUGCAUCAGUUGUUUUAGUUUUUGUUGUUGUUUGGACCUCACAAAGAAAGUAUCAUUCAUGAUGCAACCCUGUGUUGAUGUAGACACUUUUUAAUCAACCAUUGUAUUAUUCCAUAUAAAUACAAUGGGCAGCAUUUUUAGGACUAAUGUGUCUAUCCCAAAAAUGGCUCUAUCCAGUUAAAUUGAUAAAUUUGAAAGUUUUUAUCAAAAUAGGAUUUCAGUACAUCCAUUAUGAAUGUUUUAAUGGAAUAUCAAGCGAGUUGUUAUACUAUUUAUGCUGACUAUUUAUCACUAGCACAGUUAGGUGCCCUAUUUACUCUUACCUACAGAUAGGCCAAAACCAAUAUUUGACCGAUCUUUGAAAAGCAAUCUUGUUAUGUUAGUGUCAUUCAUAAAAAAGACAUGUUUUCUUAUGUGUAUGUCUGUUUUAUUUAUGUGACUUUUAGCUAUAUCAUUUAAUACACAAGGGCUAAGCCCUGCUUAGUUGUUAUCAUAUAUAUCCAUAUAUUGCUGUCAUUAUCGGUUGUUAGUUUGUUUAGAUUAUAUAUAAUUCCAUGGCUGUAACAGUUCAAUUCAACACAAUUGUUAUCACUAUGGCAAGUGUGGUUGACUUCUUGGCAACAGUUUUCUACAACAAUGAAAAGUGGCCCAGUGAUUCAUUUUCAUGCAUUUCAUGCUUUAAAAGCAUGUCCUGAAAUAUCAGCUGAUUUUGAUACGAAUUGAUACAGACUUAGUUUAUACACACAUCUGGAAUUGUAUGAUGAAACUGACAUUUUGAGAAAAUCAAAACAAUCAAAUGUCUGAACUUGGCUAUCUGUAUCAUUUUAUUCAUUUUGUUCAUUAUAUUGUUAUCAUAUGGACUAUUAUCAACUGAGCUUACUAGAGCAAACAUAAUUUUACUAGACUUGAGAUUUAGGACUUGUGACUGAAGUCACAGACUGAGACAGUAGAUAAGUGAUUGCUUCUGCAGGUUUAUGGUCAUCACAAGGUGACCCUGUAACCUUUGAUAUUCCAUCAAUACUCAUCAGAAACCCAUUUUUAUGUGUAUACAUUAUUUUUGUUACUACCAACUGCAUUUCAUCACUUCUUCAAAUGUAAUGCAGGAUUGAUAUAAAGAAGACAUUUCUAAUAGAAAACUUGUGUUUACCAAGAUGUCAGAAAGUUUGAUAGGGUCAUGCCAGGAAUGUUACUUGAAUACCAACAUGUUUAUCAGCUAAGAAAAGCACACGUUGCAGUUUUGAUACUGUACAAGGUAGAUGUCUAAAUAUAUUUGUGUUAUUUCCUUUUGCUAUUUGCUGUCGGUGAGAUCUGUGUGUUUAAAUGAAAUUGAUAAGUUAGAGUUAAUAUGUCAGAUAUUUGUACAGUCCAGGUAAGAAAAGUAAGUAGCUAGAGUUACAACACUUUUGAGUAGAUGUGAAAUUUCCACAUAGUAAGUGAGUUUGUCUAUUCUCUUGCCAUCUGUGUCAUUGCAAUAAAAUCAUUUCCAUCCUGAAAAA